AGCAGAUAUCAGACCGUCCUCAGAGAAACACUGAAUCUGCUGCUUUUGUCUCAUGGAGACAUUUUACUCUCUUUAAUCUGUUUUUAUUUUAGUUUGAUUAAAUCUGUUGCUCAGGAUGACACCUGAGUCUCUUUUCUUGCUGUUUCUUCUCAUCCUCCGCUCUGAAACGUCAAGUCCACCAAAGAGAGACCCGCCACCACCACGCUUAGAGCAGCAGAUCCAGCAGGUCGGACAGAAACCCACCACCACCCCCGAAGCAGACGAUGAGUUUCUGGGUUCACAGGAGUGUCUGAACAAAAAGCUGACCCGGGCCUCGUGUGACCUGGUCUUCUGUCCUCCAUGGCAGCGAUGCAUCGAUGGACAGUGCAGCUGUAAACCCCCCUACCUGUGCCCCUUAGAGGGUCUGAAACCAGUCUGUGGGCUGAACCGCAAGAACUACAGAUCCUACUGCCAGGCGAUGGCCGCCUCCUGCCGCAACAAUCAACCUCUUUUCUCUCAUUUUGGAGAAAACUGUAAAGAUUCUAAAACGUUCCACAGCUCCAUGGACUCAGACUCAGGCCUGAUCAGGAUCUUUCUUCCUGAUGGAGCUGGAGGUGGAGAUCAGCUGCUGCUGUGUGGCGAGCUGUGGGACAUGGCUGCUGCUAACGUAGCCUGCAAGGCACAGACACACACACUGGGCGCAGCAGCUACACACACCAUGGACUACGACACCCUUUUGGCCAACAGCCGCAACCAAGAUCUACCCAGCAGCUGCGUCAGCGUGCGCUGUCAGGGCUACGAGAUGUUGCUGGCUGAGUGUGAAAUCUACGACAAGCAGAAAGCUGAAGGCAGGAAGGUGGCUGCAGCGACCUGCUAUCCAACAACAGCUGCCCCCCAAGCGUGUGAGUUCACCUGUGCGAACACAAAGUGCAUCUUCAGGAACCAAACGUGUGACGGAGUCGACGACUGCGGCGACCGGAGCGAUGAGAUGUGCUGCAGAAAAUGCAGGAAUGGAGCGUUUCGCUGUGAGACGGGUGUUUGUUUGCAUAAAGACGCUGUUGGUGACAAACAGAUCGACUGUGUGAAUGGAGCAGAUGAAGCAACAAAACACACAACAAGCUAUAAUGUAAGCUCGACUCAAACACCUUCAGAUUACGUCUCUCGUAAAAACGAAACCAGGAGCAACAGAGAGAUGCUGGAGAGCAAGCUGUUCUGUGGGAUCCCCAACGAGGACCUGGUGGACGAUGUGGAGGUGGAUGAACGAGGACGGUCCAGUCGGAGGAAGAGGGUGGUGGGAGGACUCCCAGCGAAACCUACUCAGAUCCAGUGGCAGAUCGCUCUGGAGGAGAACAGAAGGAUCGACUGUGGAGGAGCGUACAUCGGAGGCUGCUGGGUGCUCACCGCCGCUCACUGUGUCAGGGAGAACCCCUCCGCCUUCAAGGUCAAGUUCUCUCUCUGGAAGAAGCAUCGAGCUCAGGGAACGACAGACAUUGUUCCUGUACAGGACAUCCACAUCCAUCCAAACUACGUCCCCACCACCUACGAGAACGACAUCGCUCUCAUAAAGCUCCAGAAGCUUCCCUUCUCAGAGAAAUGCUUCGUCGACAACCCGGCCAUCAGAGCUGUUUGUGUCCCCUGGUCCACUCAGCUGUUCCAGCCCAACCACACCUGCAGCAUCUCAGGCUGGGGCCGCACCGCAGAUGGGAAGGCUGCUCAGGUGCUGCUGUGGGCCAACGUUUCCCUCAUCGCAGGCUGUGAGUCCUCCUACGCAGAUCGKUUUAAACCAGGGAUGAUGUGUGCAGGGGAUCUGGACGGCCACGUGGACUCGUGUCAGGGGGACAGCGGGGGUCCUCUGGUCUGUGAGGAUGAACUCGGGGUCUCCUACCUGUGGGGGAUCGUCAGCUGGGGGGAGAGGUGUGGACAACCAGGAUUCCCUGGA
This is a messenger RNA of Austrofundulus limnaeus, 1918 nucleotides long. RefSeq names its product complement factor I (gene cfi). Gene Ontology annotation, cellular component: membrane. Gene Ontology annotation, biological process: proteolysis. Lineage: Eukaryota; Metazoa; Chordata; Actinopteri; Cyprinodontiformes; Rivulidae. The record is from RefSeq and is a predicted model, not a curated record. Gene Ontology annotation, molecular function: protein binding; serine-type endopeptidase activity.